CCACUGGCCGAAUGGCCAUUUGACAGUUUUUUAACUUGCGGGGUAUUUCUCCCCAUCAUCUUCCAUCCUUCCGCCCCCAACCACCCGACCAUCCCUUUGAUUAGUUUUAUUGUUACAGUUUGAUCGUUUGCAUUUCACGCUGUUUAGUUGCCGAUUUGGUUUGUUUCCGCGGCGGAUGGUGGAUGCUGUCGUUGCCAAGGCGACAAGCUUCAACUUCCGCUGGUGUUGCACCGAAGAAAUUAAAUUGAUCAGUUAGCUUUACUUUCCUCACUUUUAUUGUUAAAGAGUUAGAUCCAGUACCUUUAUUCUUACUAUUAGAGUUAGAUCCACUCUUCUCUUCACAUUUAUUGUUAGAACUAGAUUCAAUCUCUUCAUUUCUAUUGUUAGGGUUAGAAUUAGAUUCUCUUUCUUCUUACAGUUAGAAUAAGAUACACUGUCUUCACUCUCACUGUAAAAAGAGUUAGAUUUACACUAUUCACUCUCAUUGCUAGACAGUGUUAUUGAUAGAUACGCUCUUUUCACCACUUCCUGUUAAAGAUUUACUCUUCGAUCAACCAUCUUCACUCUCACUGUUAGAAUUAGAGUUAGAUUUGUUCUCUGAACUCCUCGUUAGAGUCAGAUUCUUCAUUCUUAAAUCGGCCUGACAUCGAGAUGCCACUGAAAACUAAAACCAGAUCGGUUACUGCCCCGCCUCCAGUACCAUCCGCUAAAGCUACAUCAAAGAAGUCUAAGAAGGAUGAUGACGAUGGAACUGAUUUGGGAGAUGGAGAUGACUGGACUUUGGGGAAGUCACUCAUCAAACCUCCUGAUCAGCUGGAUCUUACUGAACAAGAAUUAAAGGAAGAAAUUACUCGUGUUCUUACAGCUGAUAACCCCCAUGCUCCUCAAAACAUUGUGAGAUUCAGCUUCAAAGAAAGGGCUUACAAGCAAGUCCCAGUAAUCAGCCAGAUGGCCAUUCAUUUUGCACGUGAUGGAAAUCUCCUACACAAAGAUUCAGAUGAAGCAAAACGUCAACAAUCUAGAGGGAAAUUUUCUGAAGAGAGUGAUACUGAAGAUAUUAGUGCUCCUCUUCCAACUGAAAGCGCAGAGAAAAUGGAUACAGAAGAGGAAGAGCUCCCAGACACAAAGGGAGCUGAAGAGGAAGAAGAGAAGGAAGUAGUAAGACCACGACAGGAAAGAAAGAUUCCCAAUCAGUUCAACUUCAGUGAAAGAGCUUCUCAGACUUUCAACAACCCUAUGAGGGAAAAUGGAUGCCAGACAGAACCACCUCCUCGAGCAAGUUUCUCUUCUACAGCGAAUCAGUGGGAAAUAUUUGACGCCUAUGAGGAAGUAUUAGCAAAACAAGCCGUAAAGAAAGAAAAGCCAAAGCCACAUACUACGAAAAAAGAUGAUGUGUCAAAGAAAAAGAUUUCAGCUGUUGAAAGCAUGAGUGAUGAUAUUUCAAGAGUUAGUAAAGUUGCCAAAAUAGUGGAACGGAUGGUGAACCAGAACUCUUUUGAUGACAUUCUGCAAGACUUUAAGUAUUUUGAAGAUCCUUCUGAUGAAUUCCGGGAUCAAGAAGGCACUCUUCUACCUCUGUGGAAAUACUUUUAUGAGAAAGCUAAGAGAUUGGCAAUUACUAGCAUGUGUUGGAAUCCAAAAUAUCAUGACCUUUUUGCAGUUGGACAUGGUUCCUAUGAUUUUAUGAAACAGAACCGUGGCAUGCUACUCGUUUACUCACUGAAAAAUCCUACCUACCCUGAAUACCAGUACAGUUCAGACAGCAGUAUCUUGUGCCUGGACUUCCACCACAUGUAUCCGAAUCUGAUAGCUGUUGGCUUCUAUGAUGGUUGUGUUGCUGUCUAUAACAUCAUGGAACAUGUUGUCGGGCCAACUUACAAGAGUUCACCGAAAUCUGGCAAGCACACUGAUCCUGUUUGGCAGGUGAAGUGGCAAAAAGAUGACCUGGACAACAAUAUCAACUUCUUUUCUGUCUCAUCAGAUGGACGGGUUGUUUCUUGGGCUUUAAUUAAGGAUGAAAUUGUUCAUACAGAUAUUAUCAAACUGACAAUGGAUGGAAUUUGCAAGGAUGCACUGGAAAAUUUGCAACUGCAAAUUAUGGGAUGUGGAACUUCGUUUGACUUCCAUAAACAGAAGGACAACUUGUUUCUAGUGGGCACAGAAGAAGGAAAAAUACACAAGUGCUCCAAGGCUUAUUCAAGUGAGUUUUUGGACACGUAUGAAGCCCAUCAUAUGGCAGUGGAUGCUUUACACUGGAAUACAUUCCAUCCAGAUAUUUUCAUUUCUUGUAGUUCUGAUUGGACAGUGAAGAUUUGGGAUCACAAUUUAAAGAACCCAAUGUUCACUUUUGAUCUUGAUUCACCGGUUGGUGAUGUUGCUUGGUCACCGUACUCUUCAACUGUGUUUGCCGCUGUUACAACAAAUGGCAAGGUUCACGUUUUUGACUUGAAUGUUAAUAAAUAUGAACCGAUCUGCGAGCAAGCUAUUGUGAGCAAGAAACGAAAUAAACUCACACAUAUUGCAUUCAAUCCAACCUACCCUAUUAUAAUGGUAGGAGAUGAACGUGGUGGUGUAUCAAUCUUAAAACUCUCUCCAAACCUUCGCAAACAACCUAAGGCAAAAAAAGGGCAAGAAGUACCAAAAGGGCCUGAAGUGGAAAUCGCGAAAAUGGACAAGCUACUGAGUCUGGUUAGAGACCCAGACAUGAAGCAGAACUAAGUUUACCCCUUCUGUGAGACUACUUAAUCAACAGUCCAAAUGUAUCAGCACUCACGUGGAUCAUCCAGAUGCAAAUGUAUGCCUCUGCCAACCAUUCAGAAAUGAGGAAUUAGCUAACUUUUAUGGAAUCGUAUUUAAAACCUUAUUGUAACAUCCUCGUAAAACACAAUGGUUUCCCAUGCAGCACACUCAGCAAAGCCCAUUAAUAUAACACAUUUAUAACUUUUUCUUCUACUGUUUGCUGAUUGUUUUUAUAGAUUAUCAAAACUAAGAUUUAUUAAACUGGUACCUACGUUUCUUCUGGUGCAUCUUACAAGUAAAAUAUGUUAUUUGGUUUUGGAUAAAAGUAUACAUCAUAUGUGAAAAAUAUUUUUCCAACUGUAUAAGAAUUCUGUUAUUAAGCUAAUUAAAACAUCAGCAUGUUAAUACUGGUUUACUGAAGAAACUAAAGCUUUUCACUCUGCGCCACAGUGUCCUUUAGGAUAUGCAGCUGUUUUUAACUAAAGCUGUUCAUGACGCAAAAUAGCUAAUUGUCACAUAAUACUGAAAAUCCUCCCCCACACCCAUAUUCUAUAGACUAUAGUUACAAUAGGAUUAUUUGUAUUCUUUUACAUAAUUUAUAUUUUGGCAAAGUUAUGUCACUGUAAUGUGCUUUCAAAUGAACUGUUUGUUUUUCUCUAUUUUCCUUACAAAAUGUCUACAAUGAAAUAUAACAAUUGAUAUAUUAAUAGUCAGUCACCUCGACUAUUUUCCUAGCUUUGUUUCUUUACACUGUAUAAGCUGUGACAUGCCCCAUGUCUUCCAGUGCUGAAGAAGAGUCAGGAACUUGACAUGUUAAGUCUACUUUCUUGUAUUACAUGCUGUUUAACUUGCCAAAUGUUUACAGCAUCCUCUGCUUUUACCUCCAUUAUUCCAAAAUGUACAAGCUGCAAAGUCUAGUUGGAGAUGAAUCUAUUGAUUUGAUCUACAGUAAACUCAGUUCCUGCAAAAGCA
Messenger RNA from Stegostoma tigrinum, 3711 nucleotides. RefSeq names its product dynein, axonemal, intermediate chain 1, paralog 2 (gene dnai1.2). The record is from RefSeq and is a predicted model, not a curated record. Gene Ontology annotation, molecular function: dynein light chain binding; dynein heavy chain binding. Lineage: Eukaryota; Metazoa; Chordata; Chondrichthyes; Orectolobiformes; Stegostomatidae. Gene Ontology annotation, biological process: cilium movement; outer dynein arm assembly. Gene Ontology annotation, cellular component: outer dynein arm. Bases 652 to 2718 code for a protein of 688 amino acids. The transcript has 20 exons.